This is a messenger RNA of Cordyceps fumosorosea ARSEF 2679, 771 nucleotides long. RefSeq names its product GLEYA adhesin domain protein. Bases 1 to 771 code for a protein of 256 amino acids. The transcript has 2 exons. NCBI's taxonomy places the organism in Eukaryota, Fungi, Ascomycota, Sordariomycetes, Hypocreales, Cordycipitaceae. The record is from RefSeq and is a predicted model, not a curated record.
AUGCGGUCUCUCGGAGUCGCGGUGGCUCUCUUCCUUUUGGCGAGCAUAUGCCCAGCUCGUGUUGGUCCUUCUGGCCUGCGCGGCAACCUAGAAACGAGACAAUCCGGUGGCACGCUGGCCUAUGUCAGUGGCUCGGCACCACCCGAGUUUACGUACACGACCGGCAACUCCAAGCCUGAUAAUUGGAUCGCUCUUUUCAACAAAGGCGCAGACCCAGGCAAUGGGGGCGACAAGAACCACCUGGGCUGGAAGUCUGCUGGUAAUGAUGCGCGAUGGGGUGGCGACUACGUUGUUGAUCCUGUGAUGGCGCUGACUGGAGCAACGGCUAACAAGACGGGCGUCACGGGUGCUUUGGACAUUGCCGGCUACCCUCCCGCGAUUGGUAUGGAUCAGAUGCCGCCGGCACCCCAUGGCAGCACGUACGACUACAUUGCGGUCCAGUAUACCGGCUGCUUCGUACCGCACGCUGCAGGGCGUUACACGGCAUAUCUGCGGUCCGACGACGCGGUGUGGGUGUGGUUUGGUGACAAGGCAAAGUCGGGGUUCUCAGUCCACUACGCCGAUGUUUGGUCCGCGACCUACAUGGAUCAGACGUGGCCGUUGAUCGAGAUCAAAAAGGAGGACGUGGGGCGACCAGUGCCGAUCCGGAUCAUUUACAUCAACGCGCAGGUGGCUUGUGUCUUGCAGAUCGACAUAACAGAUCCAAACGGCAAGGUGGUUGCUCCUGCUUUUCGACCCAUUGACGAGGGACUAUUCACGAGAUGCCAAUAG